AAAGUUCAAAAUGUAGUCAAACUAAAUACUAAUCGCAAACAAAUCAUAUUUAUAUCAAUAUUACAGUAGAUUUUUGCUAGUUUUGUAACAAAUCAAUCAUUUAGUAGUUAUCUUCAAAAUUUUACUCAUUUAUAGUUUGCAUUUAAAAUCUUAUACUUAAAAAUACUUGAGAACCUCAUAGACAUCGAAUGAUCGAAAAUUUGGUGACUUCUGUGAAAAUGAUUGUCAAGUUUGGACUGUUAGCUGUUUUAGCUAUUUAUUUGUCUUUUUCUGGAACCGCUUUAAGUCAAAGUAAUGAAUUGCCCGUCAAAUCCAAUCGAUUUGAGCUCAAGUCUGAGUGUUUACGAGAACUGAAUACACAAAUAAACUCAGAAUUGUUUGCGAGUUUGGUUUACAUGAAUAUGGGGGCUUAUUUCGAUAACAACAAAGUGGCCCGAAAAGGGUUCGCCAAGUUUUUUGCCGACCAGUCCCGCGAGGAAAAGGACCAUGCUCAUAAAUUAAUGGAUUAUAUCAAUAAAAGAGGUGGUAUUGUCAACACUUUAGAUGUCAAGAUGCCAGUGAAGAGCACGUGGAACAGUCCUAAACAAGCACUUGAAGAUGCAAUUCAAUUAGAAAAUGAUGUCAACGAUUAUAUUCAUAAAAUCCAUGGAAUCGCUGAACAUACUUGUCUUGAUCCGCACCUUAUGGACUUCAUUGAAAGCGAGUAUUUAGAGGAACAGAUGACUUCAAUCAAUCAAUUGACAAGAAUUCAUACAAUACUAAGUCAAAUGCAAAACGGUGUCGGAGAGUAUCUGCUCGAUAGACAACUUCUUAAGGGUGAUGUCAAACUCGAUGAACUUUAAAUGCUUCAAUCAAAAUGAAAAUUGAAAACACUAUUUCAACUUUUGUAACAAAAUAUAUAACAUAACUUUAUUUUAAAAUUAUAUAAAAGUGAUUAACAAUUUGUAGAUAAAUAUUAAUUAUUAGAAUAAAAUUAAUUCAU
Oppia nitens is the source of this 982-nucleotide messenger RNA. RefSeq names its product ferritin heavy chain B-like. Lineage: Eukaryota; Metazoa; Arthropoda; Arachnida; Sarcoptiformes; Oppiidae. Gene Ontology annotation, biological process: iron ion transport; intracellular iron ion homeostasis. Bases 189 to 842 code for a protein of 217 amino acids. The record is from RefSeq and is a predicted model, not a curated record. Gene Ontology annotation, molecular function: ferrous iron binding; ferric iron binding. The transcript is spliced from 5 exons. Gene Ontology annotation, cellular component: cytoplasm.